Candidula unifasciata is the source of this 235-nucleotide messenger RNA. NCBI's taxonomy places the organism in Eukaryota, Metazoa, Mollusca, Gastropoda, Stylommatophora, Geomitridae. The record is from the annotation of a GenBank genome assembly.
UCACUAUCAUUGGCAACCUGACCUUGAUCUUCGUGCUCUUAUGCAAGAGGUCCAGGAGAAAGAAAAGGGUCAAUAUCCUGCUGCUAAACCUGGCACUGGGUGACCUCGCCGUGGCCGUGUUUGUCAACAGCACCGAAAUUUUGUUUGUGGCUUUCGGCGACUGGGCUUUGGGCCCUAUCGUCUGUAAGAUCAGCGUCUAUGUGCAGGUAAAGCCGUUCAUCGUCUUCUUUAGUUU